Molecule: messenger RNA, 682 nt
Organism: Anopheles aquasalis
Lineage: Eukaryota; Metazoa; Arthropoda; Insecta; Diptera; Culicidae
Source: RefSeq, a predicted model, not a curated record
GGAAAGAAUUAUUGAAGAAAAAAAACCCCCACUGGCCCGGAAAGUCCAGACGGUGUUAAGAAGCUAUUGAUAGUGCUUAUCGCGAGAACAUGCUCCGUUUAUUUGGUUCGAUCAUUCCAGGGCGACCUCGCUGCGCGUCUCACCGACCGCACUAGGACAUAAUGGUGCUGGUUCUUUCGAACGAGGUCUUAAUCUCGUCUGGCGGUUCUUCGUGUGCAGAUUGCGUGUGAGGGUUAGGGAUGGAGAUUUGGUACACAGUAACACUAUGGAUGUGCGGAUUCUGCAGUUUGUGUGCACUGCUUUACAUUUGCACGGUACGGGCGCAACUGAGGAGCUGGAAAGGAAAAGGCAAAGCUUCCCUACAGCAUCGGCAGCCACAGUUACCGAUACGAAAUCCAAACCCAACGGCAGGUAGCUUUCCAGUGUUGGUGUACGUUAUUCAGCCCGAUGUGAAGCCCACGCCGUGCUUUGUUACUUUAAAUUACGAUGAUUUACUUAAAAGUAAAAAGGAGCGCAAAUCCGAACCAUCCGCGCUAAGCGAGUCGUUCGUACAUGGGAGCACAGUGAACUUGGUGUCCGGCGUGAAUUGAUAGUGAGAUACAACCGGUAUCAUGUAAUUUAAUGAUUCAUCUGUAAAAUAGCUCAUCCCUUCGCAUUAAAUAAAAAUAAGUGUACUUUUUAA